Molecule: messenger RNA, 1748 nt
Organism: Colossoma macropomum (tambaqui)
Lineage: Eukaryota; Metazoa; Chordata; Actinopteri; Characiformes; Serrasalmidae
Gene: krt1-c5
Product: keratin, type 1, gene c5
Exons: 10
Coding region: 129-1454 (441 amino acids)
Molecular function (GO): structural molecule activity
Source: RefSeq, a predicted model, not a curated record
UGCCCACCUGAGUCUAUAAGUGACACCUGCGUUAAGAGCGUCUAAGCCAGACACAGACUGUGACCGUUUGGAAAACGCGAGUUCAGCCCUCACAUUCUCCAGUUCUUGCUUUUUCCACCAUUGCCACAAUGACCUCCAGCCUGUCCACGCGUACGUAUUCUGUGGGCCGCCAGCCUUCUUUCUCCAGCCUCUCUUUGCGAGAUGGUGCCAGUCGUGGCCGCUCUAAAGCCCCGGUGUCCCUCUCGUCUGCUAGCACGCUGUCUCUCUCCCGCUCUGUCUCCGUGGGCAAUGGCCUCAACAUCCUGAGUAACCUCUCUCUGAAUGGCCUGUCUAUGGGUGCCAGCGAGAAGGAGACAAUGCAGGGUCUUAAUGAUCGGCUGGCCAGCUAUUUGAACAAGGUGCGCUCACUGGAGAAGUCCAAUGCUGACCUGGAGCUGAAGAUCAAGCAGCUGAUGCUGGAGAGAGCACCUAAAGGUCAUGAUAUUGAGGGCAUGAUGGCUCAGGCUCAUGCUAUUGGACAAGAGGUAAGGAAAAAGACCCUGGAGAAUGCUCGGAUUAUGCUGGAAAUAGACAAUGCAAAGCUGGCUGCUGAUGACUUCAGGAUUAAAUGGGAGGCAGAAGCUGCUCUUUGUCAGUCAGUUGAGAGAGACUGUGUUGCUCUACGCAGAGCAAAAUCAGACCAUGACCAGAUCAUCACAACUCUCAGAGGAGAUCUGGACAGUCUGAAAGAGGAACUGUUUUUCCUGAAGAAGAAUCAUGAUGAGGAAAUGAAGUCACUGAAGGCCCGUUUGGCCAAUGAGCAGGUGAAUGUGGAGGUAGAUGCGGCCCAGGGGCCAGACCUAGGAGCUGUAAUGGCUGAACUGAGGGCCCAGUAUGAGGGCAUCGCUCGCAAGAACAAGGAGGACGCUGAGAUGUGGUACCUGAAGAAGCUGGAGUCAGUGCAGUCUGAGGUGAAAGAGAGCAAUGAAGCUCUGCGGUGUGCUCAGAGUGAGCUCAACGAGAGACGCCGCUUCCUGCAGAGCCUUGAGGUGGAGCUGGAUAGUCUACGCAAGCAGGUUGGCGUUUUGGAGGGGAACCUCGGAGAAACUAAUCAUAAGUAUGCCAUCGAGAUGGAGCACAUGCAGGGCACUCUGACACAGCUCGAGGAUGAACUCUCACAACUACGUCUGGACAUGCAGCGCACCAAAACUGACUACGAACAGCUACUGCGCGUCAAACAGAACUUGGAGCUGGAGAUCGCCACCUACAGGAGGCUGCUGGAAGGAGAGGAGGUGGUAAAAGAGAUCGCAGCUCCUAAAAAAGAGCCUGAGGUAAGAACACGGAAGAUUGUGAAGGUGGUCACCCAGACUAUGGUCAAUGGCAAAGUGGUGGACGAAUCCAGUGAGGUGGAGCAGAUUGAGGAGCGCAAGAAGUUUGAUGCAUCCCGGAGUGUAAUUCUAGAGAGGGUCAUUUAAACAUAGCAGAAAGCCAAAAUAUUCAAUAUUCAGGAUAAAAACACUUACUGCCCUAUAUCAUGUGGUGUUAGAUUGCGCUACCAUGUAGUGUUAGAUUUAAAAACAGGGACAGAAACCAGUCUGGUCAGAGGCCACAAUGUAGUGGUGAUGGAAACUGAGCACAGAUACAAAACCCCAGCAGCUCUGUGAGAACAGAGGGAGCAAACCAGCCUUGACACACAAACACAGUGGUUUCAAAUGUCAGUUCUUUUGUGGUGGUUUGUGAAUGAACGACUCUCCCUAGCCAUUCUCCCU